Molecule: messenger RNA, 1859 nt
Organism: Phalaenopsis equestris
Lineage: Eukaryota; Viridiplantae; Streptophyta; Magnoliopsida; Asparagales; Orchidaceae
Product: 26S proteasome non-ATPase regulatory subunit 11 homolog
Exons: 2
Coding region: 374-1654 (426 amino acids)
Biological process (GO): ubiquitin-dependent protein catabolic process
Cellular component (GO): proteasome regulatory particle, lid subcomplex
Molecular function (GO): structural molecule activity
Source: RefSeq, a predicted model, not a curated record
GAGCUGAGUUAUUAGAAUUAAACCAACAUAUCGACACUCCCCGAAAAAACCCUAGCCGCUGCCCUCUUCGGCCGGAAGCCUUAGCUCGCGUGCUCAUCAAGCUCCGACGUUUUCGCGAACUUGCCAGCCUCUUCGGCGAAUGCUCUCCCGGUCCUCUCUCCACCAGCCGACCGAGAACCUCCCUCUCCCUCUAUCCGUGAUCACCUUCCCCUCUAAAACGCAAACUGUGCGCAACCUGCCCUCCGAAGCCGCGGACCACUUUCCUGCUCUGUCGAUCGCCUCCGGAUCUGUCGAUUUCCGCCCAGAUCUGCCAAUCGUCGGCUAGAUUUGCCUAUCUCCACCUAAAUCCGGCAGCUUUGUUUUAAAAGGUGAGAUGUCAUCACCAAUGCAAUCAUCAUAUCUUCCAGCCAACAGUGAUUCUUUGGCACAGGCCUUGGAGGCUGUAAACCCCAAUGAAUCCAUUUCUCUUCUAUACCAAAUUCUGGAGGACCCUUCAUCUUCCUCAGAAGCACUGCGCAUCAAAGAACAGACAAUUUCAAAACUUUCAGACCUACUCACACAGGAAAAGAAAGCAGAGGAGCUUAGAAGCCUCCUUACUCAACUAAGACCCUUUUUCUCUCUGAUUCCCAAGGCGAAAACUGCAAAGAUUGUGAGGGGGAUCAUUGAUGCGGUCGCCAAAAUACCUGGGACUCGUGAUUUGCAGAUCUCUCUCUGCAAGGAAAUGGUGGAAUGGACGCGUUCCGAGAAGCGAACUUUCCUCCGGCAACGCGUGGAAGCCCGGCUCGCCGCUCUCCUGAUGGAAAAUAAGGAGUAUUCCGAGGCCCCAAGUCUUCUCUCUGGGUUGAUAAAGGAGGUCAGAAGAUUGGAUGACAAACUUUUACUUGUGGACAUUGAUCUUCUGGAAAGCAAGCUUCAUUUCACUCUGAAAAAUCUUCCAAAGGCAAAAGCCUCGUUAACUGCAGCAAGAACCGCCGCGAAUGCCAUUUAUGUUCCUUUGGCGCAGCAGGGCACUAUCGAUUUGCAGAGCGGAAUCCUUCAUGCGGAGGAGAAAGACUACAAGACUGCCUACAGCUAUUUCUUCGAGGCCUUCGAAGCCUUCAAUGCGCUCGAGGAUCCUAGAGCUAUGUUCAGCCUGAAGUACAUGCUUCUUUGCAAGAUCAUGGUCAACCAAGCCGAUGAUGUUGCCGGUAUAAUUUCUUCGAAGGCUGGUCUUAACUAUCUCGGUCCGGAUCUGGAUGCCAUGAAAGCUGUUGCAGAUGCUCACUCGAAGCGUUCUCUAAAGUUCUUCGAAACGGCUCUCAGAGACUACAAGUUGCAGUUGGAAGAAGACCCAAUUGUUCACAGGCACCUUUCGUCUCUCUACGAUACUCUAAUGGAGCAGAAUCUGUGCAGGCUGAUUGAGCCUUAUUCGAGGGUGGAGAUUGCUCACAUUGCAGAGUUGAUCGAGCUUCCCAUUGAUCAUGUGGAGAAGAAGCUCUCCCAGAUGAUUCUUGACAAGAAGUUCGCCGGAACCCUGGAUCAGGGUGCUGGCUGCCUCAUCAUAUUUGAUGAUCCUAAGACUGAUGCAAUCUAUCCUGCGACGCUUGAGACCAUUAGUAAUAUCGGCAAGGUUGUGGAUAGCCUUUAUGCCAGGUCUGCACGUAUAAUGUCCUGAAGAGAAUCAAAAUGCCGAGACAGACUGAUAAUGGUUAUUUCAUUUUGCUCUCUUAUGUUUAUGAGUUAUUUCUGGCCAAAUCUGGCACUUUUAACUCCUGUUUAUCUUCUCAGUUUAGUUUGAGAAGAAAAAGUGUUUGCUUGAAGUUAUAUUGGGAACUUUGUUUGAGUAAUUGGAAAUGAUGCUUAAAAAUGCUUUCUUUUUA